GCGGGUUUGGGGCGGAGAACGUUGUGGCAAGCUCUGGAAGAUUCCUCCGCCCGCCGUAUAAAUAGGGAGGGGGAAGCGGCUGCCGCCGAGCUAUAGCCUGCGCGGCCGAGCGAGGAGAGAGCUAAUUGAGCCAGUGACUGUGAGAGCGAGGGCACUCGGCGACUGGCGAUGGGGAAGGACUAUUACCGGAUCUUGGGCCUGACCCGCGGGGCGACUGAGGACGACAUUAAGAAGGCGUAUCGCAAGCAGGCGCUGCGCUACCACCCGGACAAGAACAAGGACCCGGGCGCCGAGGAGCGCUUCAAAGAGAUCGCCGAGGCGUACGACGUGCUGAGCGACCCCAAGAAGCGCGAGAUCUUCGACAAGUUCGGCGAGGAGGGACUAAAGGGAGGUGGUCCCAGCAGCAGUGGAGGAGGAGGAGGUCCCAAUGGCACUUCAUUCACAUACACCUUUCAUGGAGAUCCUCAUGCCAUGUUUGCAGAAUUCUUUGGUGGGAGGAAUCCUUUUGAUACCUUUUUUGUCCAGAGGAAUGGCGAUGAAGACAUGGAUGUUGAUGACCCCUUCACAAGCUUUCAGAACUUUGGUAACAUUGGCUUUUCCCGUUCUCGUGGGGGCGCUGAACAUAUACGCAAGAAACAAGACCCACCCAUCACUCAUGAGUUGAGAGUAUCUUUGGAGGAGAUUUACUCUGGAUGCACCAAGAAAAUGAAAAUUUCUCAUAAACGUCUCAGUCCAGAUGGGAAAAGCACACGCAAUGAAGAUAAGAUUCUAACGAUUGAAGUCAAACGUGGCUGGAAAGAAGGAACAAAGAUUACAUUCCCCAAAGAAGGAGACCAGACACCAAACAACAUUCCAGCUGAUAUUGUAUUUGUUUUAAAAGACAAACCACAUAACAUUUUUAGAAGAGAUGGGUCUGAUAUUGUAUAUCCAGCCAAAAUCAGCCUCCGUGAGGCUCUAUGUGGCUGCACUGUGAACACACCAACACUAGAUGGUAGGAACAUACCAAUGGUAUUCAAGGACAUCAUUAAACCUGGAAUGAAGCGAAGAAUUCCUGGAGAAGGUCUUCCAUUCCCCAAGAAUCCAAGCCAACGAGGGGAUCUUAUUAUUGAGUUUGAUAUAAGAUUCCCAGACAGAAUUCCACAGUCUUCAAAAAGUGUCCUAGAACAAAUCUUGCCAAUAUAGUAAGAUAGGCAGAACGGGACUGCUGUGCCUCCAAAGCAGAGGAAUUGGAACUGGAAUCAGGAUUUCAGAGUCGCUUUUGGCAGUGGGUAGGGAAGUUAACUUCAUGUUGCUAAAAGAUUUCUGGGAAAUCCAUUCUUGCAAGAUGAACAUUGCACUUCUCAGUGACUUUUGGCCCAGGUUGUCAUUGCUCAAAACAUUUACAGCAAUGCUCAGUUACCCAAGAGAAGGAAUUGGCAGAACAUCUUUUAAUUGAACGUGGAAGACGACAACCAAUCAUAAUUCAUGCCUUCACUUAGUUGGCUAACCCUACUUGGGCAUGUCACAUAGGUCCUCCCAUAGGAAGGAGGAGAUUACAAUCUAAACUGGACUUCAGAAGUAAACACCUCCAAUCUCUUGUU
Messenger RNA from Podarcis raffonei (Aeolian wall lizard), 1580 nucleotides. It is a transcript of the gene DNAJB1, whose product is annotated as DnaJ heat shock protein family (Hsp40) member B1. The record is from RefSeq and is a predicted model, not a curated record. Gene Ontology annotation, cellular component: cytosol. Gene Ontology annotation, molecular function: Hsp70 protein binding; transcription corepressor activity. Lineage: Eukaryota; Metazoa; Chordata; Lepidosauria; Squamata; Lacertidae. The transcript has 3 exons. The coding region runs from base 169 to 1182 and encodes 337 amino acids.